Messenger RNA from Ilex paraguariensis (yerba mate), 525 nucleotides. The record is from the annotation of a GenBank genome assembly. NCBI's taxonomy places the organism in Eukaryota, Viridiplantae, Streptophyta, Magnoliopsida, Aquifoliales, Aquifoliaceae.
AUUUUUGUUAAGGAUGUUGAUUCUGGAUCUGUAAAAUCACAAUUUAGAGCUGUAAUACCAGUCAGAUAUCAGCAUUAUGUUUCAAUCAAAGUGGCACUCUGGAUCAUACCCAUCUUGGAUACAUCAUCCAAGACAUGUGCUUCUGUCAUUACUAUCAGUGGAUUGCUAUUAUACCAUCCAAAGGGAGUUGCCACUUUUUUGUUCGUCCCCCCUUUGGUGGCAAUGCCAGCUUUCAAACUCUUGUUUGUCCAUGGCAAAUGUCCAUCCCUGUAUCCCAUUGUAUCUCUACCAUGGCGGUCUACUUCAUCUGUCAUCCUAAACCAACAAUCUUCUUCACCUCGGCACCCUGUUACCUUUUAUGUGGAUGUUCACUCUGGGGUUAAUUCCUUGGAGCAUCUGUUAGUUUAUACUCCAUCAGGCUAUGUGAUUAAACUUGAGCUUCUGCCAUCAAUUGAGGCAGAGCUAAAUAAGAGUGAUCUAGCAACUCAGUCUGGCUCAUAUGUACAUUCGCAAGAUGAGGAGUAA